CUAGAUUUCUUUUUUGGCCGGUAUACUUUAUUCUAUUCUAUACAAAACAGGCUAUGAAAAAAUGAUUAACACCAAUCGAAUAAUGAUGAUGACGAUGAUUUUCAUAAUAAUGAUCCUCUUCUCCUCUGCUCUUCUCGCUCGCAAUCUACAAUUUGACAAGUCUUACAGGAAUAAUAAUGGUGAAGAAAUGUUACCAUCUUCAUCGUUAUCAUCGAAUCUGUCUUCAAAAUAUUCAUCAUCAUCUUCAUCAUCAUUGUUAUUAUCACCGCUUCAAAACAACCACGAAAUUAUCAACCAACAUCUGAAAAAAAGAUUCAUCAGAUCUUACAGAAACAACUACAUAAGCAACAACAACAACAACAAUGAUGACGAUAAGGAUGUCAUCUACAACAACAACCACCCAAGACUACAAGCAGCAACCAUCACAACUACUACUACUACUACUACAAUCAUCAUCAUCAUCAUCUCCAUCUUCUUCAUCACAUCAACAAUUAUUUACAGCCUGGGAUGUCUCAGCUGUCCUCUCUUCAAUUGGCUCCAUCAUAAAAAGACUUCAUCGCCGUCAACUUACAUUGGACAAAUAGACCUGAACGACAUCAGAGCGCAGUAUGGUAGGAACGUCGACAGCACCCUCAUAAUUAGAAACGACAACAGCAGCAGUAUACCGAACCAGCACAUCCCUAAAAGUGGCCGCCGUCACGAUGACGUCAUCCCUAACGACGUCACUGGUACUAAUAAUGCCUACAGUAACAGGGGGUUUUCAAUCGGUGAGUUGGAGACGAUGAAGAUCCGGGGGGAGACUGGCGGACUGUACUACAGCGCUGAAAAGAGAAAAUAUAAUGAAAAUAAUAAUAAUAAUAGUAAUAAUAAUAACAGUAGUAACAAUAAUAGUAAUAGCAAUAAUAACAAUAAUAAAAGUAAUAAAAGGAUUGAUAAAAAAAAUAAUCAGCGUAGUGUGGAUGACGUCGUCAUAUUCAACAAAUACGCCGAAGAAGUUACUUUAAAUAGGAAUGAUAGUAAUAAUAAUAAAAAUAAUAAGAACAAUAAUAACUUCAGAGACCAAACCAAUAAUGGUAUGGACAUAUCUAGCUAUAUGAUACACAAUGCUUAUGCUACUGCUAGUUAUAGUAAUAAUAAUAAUAAUAAUAAAAACAACAACAACAAUAAUAAUAAUAAUAAUGAGAAUGAGGUUAAAAUGCACAGAAGAAGUCGUUCAGCUGGUGUCAGCAAGACGACAAAGACUAAUUUGGGGUUUUGCUGCAACUGGAUCGUUUUGUGA
Messenger RNA from Helobdella robusta, 1279 nucleotides. RefSeq lists its product as hypothetical. Lineage: Eukaryota; Metazoa; Annelida; Clitellata; Rhynchobdellida; Glossiphoniidae. The coding region runs from base 62 to 1279 and encodes 405 amino acids. The record is from RefSeq and is a predicted model, not a curated record. The transcript is spliced from 5 exons.